GACCGUUAAUUAACGGCCGUCAAAGAAGAGAGACUGAGAGAGACCGAUGGAGAGAGAGAGACUUCAGCAUCUCAGACACCAAAACCUACUCAGGCGCUUAAAAUUCCCUCUUCGUUGCUCUCUUAAACUUCCAAAAUUUGUAUUUUCAUCUGGGUAACCAGAGAUAGAGAGUCUCAGAUUCUUCUCGGAUACGGGGGAGGAGACUUCCUACCUGGGUUCGUUCAAUUUCAACUGCCACAACCAUGACUAGUAAAGAAUCAGUUGUGCACGACGAUGAGUAUUCGCUGCUCAAAGACCUGAAACUGGAAAUCGACACAGUGGAAGACACAUUCUCUAUCUGUCUUUGGAUUUACCUUUUAAGCUCCAACCCCGUUCCAGCGACAAUCAUUCGUCAGAUGAAGUCUGACAUUGAAGAUGAUGCACCCUUUCUGGUCUUGAAUGAGGAGAAGAAAAUGAUGCUUUUCCCUUUGUUAUUCCUGCACAAGGAAGCUUCAAAUCCUGGAGACUCAACUUCAUGGACUGUAGUUUCAUCCACAUCUUCAGAGAUCGAGUGUCCAUUGGACAAAUGGGUUCAUGUUGGAUGUGAGGUAUCUAGAAAUUUUGUUCGCCUUCACAUGAAUGGGGUGGUGGUGGGAGAGAAGCCACUAUCAUCUGCAUUGAAGAAUGAUUCUACUUUGGAUGAUAUGAGAAAGGUAACUUUGGCUGGUGGGGGUGGUGAUGGGAGAUUUCAGAGUUACAUUCAUUAUGCACAAGCCGUGCCUUCGACUUCCUCUGUUAAGGAUUACUUUGUGAAGAACCCCCCACUGGAAUUAUCCAUUGACAGUUCAUGUGCUUCUGAGAUUGAAGAAGGUGGUGAUGGUGUUUGGAGUGUUGUUGGUGGCAAGGCAUCUUGUCGCAGGAAUUUCUCUCUAGACGUCGUUUUACUGGAUGCCUUUGGUCAUCCUGUAAACAAAGAAAUGGAGGUUGUUGCUUCACUUUUAUAUGCUGACAAUGGAGCACCUGUUGAAAAGCCCAGGGAUUCAGAAGCUCCCCUUUUGACAAGCUAUGAUGGAAUCGAGUAUGCGUCUUAUGAUAGACCAAGUAAACUAUUGCAUGGUCGUGCAUCCUUCAAGCUCAAGAUAUCUCAGCUUUCAUCAAAAUGUGACAAUAGGCUCUUCCGUAUUCGAUUUGAUUCACCAAAAGCUGGAAGAUAUCCUUUUUUUGAGGCUUACUCUCGCCCAAUCCGAUGUAUCUCAAGGAACCGUAAUACCCGGACGUCCUCUCUGCAGUUAAAGAAGUCAAUUUCUUCAGCUCAUCUACUUGAUGGGCCUCAGUCCUUGGGUUUGGAUGAUGGAUCCCCAGAAAUUCAACACAAUAUUGGUGAUGGUUUCUUUCCAGUAUCAACUGUACGCGAUCCUAAGUUCGCUCCUUCUCCAAAACGUGUAAAAGCAGGACCUGAAAAAUCAUCUGUGAGGGUCCAGGCUGACCCCAUUUUAGAGCCUGUAUACAACUCAAAUGUCUUCACCACUAAUCGGGGUGAGAAUGCUUUUGGGAAAAGUUUGGAGGAGAAACAUGAAAACCUUGAAGGAACAGACAAUACCCCAUCUGACUCCGAAAGUGUUCAAGCAAGAAUUUCCGCUUUCAAGAAGGUGACAAUCUGUACAAAUCCAAUUUCAGAUUUGACAGUGUUUAAAUACUGCCUAGGAAGCAUAAAUGAGCGGGCUUUACUGCUCAAGGAGAUCACCACAUCUGCUACUGACCAGGAGAUGGAAGACUUAGCACAGCAGGUUUCUCUGUACACAGGGUGUUUUCACCAUAGGUGUCAAAUCUUAAUUGCAAAACAAUUGGUACAAGAAGGAGCAGAAGUGUGGAACUCUAUCUCACAAAACAGCCACCAGGUUCUUUGGGAUAAUGCAAUUUUUGAGAUUGAAGAGCAGUUCUUGAGGAUCUCUCACUGCAGAACUAGGUGUCUAACAGAACAGGACUUGGACCUUCUGCGGAGAAUUGCAGGAUGCGGAGACUAUAUGACACUAGAAAAUUUUGAGAAGAUGUGGCACUGGUUAUACCCAGUAGCUUUCUUGUUAUCGAUAGAUAGUAUAAAUGCCAUGUGGCUGUCUACAUCACCCAAGUGGAUAGAAGGUUUGAUUACACAGGACGAGGCUGAGUCUUCACUCAGAGGUCCAAGGGGACUCCAAGGGCCAGGGACUUUCAUUCUUAGGUUUCCUACUUCUCGGUGUUGGCCCCACCCAGAUGCUGGUAGCUUGGUUGUUACUUAUGUUGGUGCCGAUUACACACUUCACCAUAGGCUGCUUUCAAUUGAUCAUAGGGAUAUAAAUCAAAAACAAUUGCAAGACUUGCUAUUGGCAGAGCCUGAACUUACUCGAUUGGGAAGAGUAACAAGGGAGCUCACCAAUCAUGCUUGAAAUGGAAAUGGAGGCCGGUUAAACUUCCUCAGUUAGUGAAGAUGACUGAUCGUUGAUGAGCUCACCCUUCUUUUGUUCAUUAUGUACAUUUGUAGUCCUGAUGUAAUGCCAUCUUUGGCUGAAGGCAUAUAAACAAUCCCUGUACAAAAUAGAGGACCUGAAAUAGAAAAGCAACCAUUUUUU
Molecule: messenger RNA, 2585 nt
Organism: Telopea speciosissima
Lineage: Eukaryota; Viridiplantae; Streptophyta; Magnoliopsida; Proteales; Proteaceae
Product: SH2 domain-containing protein A-like
Exons: 12
Coding region: 243-2402 (719 amino acids)
Biological process (GO): signal transduction; regulation of transcription by RNA polymerase II
Molecular function (GO): RNA polymerase II cis-regulatory region sequence-specific DNA binding; DNA-binding transcription factor activity, RNA polymerase II-specific
Source: RefSeq, a predicted model, not a curated record